AUGCAGAAUCAUCCCAUGAAACCAGACCAUGGUGCGAAGCGCCGCAAGAAAGCAAAGACGGAGCGAAACAACAAGAGCAGUGGCUUUGACGAGGUUCUGCAGACUGAUAUCGACCAGCUUCUACGCAGGAAUCAGCCAGAGACCGAGGUCGCCGCCGAAUCUCCGGCUGAGACUCCCAAGCCUAUUCUCCCGGAGCUCUUUACAGAGAUUGAAGUGACCGUCGCCGAGCUGUCGUCUACUGGUGAUGGUCUUGCAUUGUCGGAAAAUGCAGACCAUGUCUAUGUCGUGCCGUUUACCGUUCCCGGAGACCGGGUCUUGGUGAAAGUCGUGCGACACUUCCCGUCCCUUUCCUACAGCGUCACGGACUUCAUUAAAGCCGUGACACCGGGUCCCAAGCGUAAUGAUGCCCUCAUUGGGUGUCAGUACUUUGGCAAAUGCUCCGGUUGUCAGCUCCAGAUGAUGUCGUACGAGGACCAGCUGGCCCAUAAGAAACGCAUUGUAGAAAAGGCCUAUGCCAAUUUCUCGGGCCUCAUCCCCGAACUCAUCCCCGCCAUUGGCGAUACUUUCCCCUCGCCGCUGCGGUAUGGCUAUCGGACGAAACUGACGCCGCAUUUCACAGCCCCUCCCGGGAAAUCCCGGCGACAGAAAGGCCCCAGGGAGCCUCACAAGGAGGUACCGCCCAUCGGAUUUACCUACAAGAACCGACGUCUGGACCUGGACAUCGAGGAUUGCCCGCUGGGGACGGACAUCGUUCGGAAAGGCCUCAGGAGUGAGAGGAAGAGGGUUGCGGAGAAUAUUGGGCGGUACACCAAAGGUGCGACGCUUCUGAUGCGCGAAUCUACCGCUCGAAUCCCCAAGGAUGCUCCAGACACCAACACCGAGUCGAGCGCAGGAGAAAAGGAAGCGGGAAGAGACUCCGGGGACGUGAUCCGCAUCGAACACGACCAGUAUAGCGAAGAGAAGCGCUGCGUGACCGAUCCCAACGCGACCUCGGUCGAGUACGUCGAUGACUACAUGUUCACCAACAAAGCCGGUGCCUUCUUCCAGAACAACAACUCCAUCCUGCCCGGCUUCACCGAAUACAUUAGACAGCAGGCUCUGCCCCCACACAAUCAAGAAGACGCCAAACCCCUCAAAUACCUCCUCGACGCCUACUCCGGUUCCGGCCUAUUCACCAUCACUCUCUCCACUCUAUUUAAAUCCAGCCUGGGCGUAGAUGUGGCAGGCGACUCGAUCACAUCCGCGCGCGAGAACGCGCGGGCCAACGCCCUCCCCAACACCGGUUUCGCUGCCGCGGACGCCUCCACGCUCUUCAAGGACGUCCCCUACCCGCCGGAUCAGACGCUCCUCGUCAUCGAUCCCCCUCGCAAAGGAUGCAGCGAGGACUUCCUACGCCAGCUGCUCACUUUUGGCCCUCGUCGUGUCGUCUACGUUAGCUGUAAUGUCCAUACGCAGGCGCGCGACGUCGCUGUCAUGGUCCAGGGUGAUUCGGAGAAGAAGAUUCGGUACGAGAUUGAGAGUAUCAGAGGGUUUGAUUUCUUCCCUCAAACGGGCCAUGUGGAAGGUGUCGCUAUCUUGAAUAGGGCGUCUAUAUCGGCGUAG
Molecule: messenger RNA, 1602 nt
Organism: Aspergillus tanneri
Lineage: Eukaryota; Fungi; Ascomycota; Eurotiomycetes; Eurotiales; Aspergillaceae
Gene: TRM2
Product: tRNA (uracil(54)-C(5))-methyltransferase
Exons: 1
Coding region: 1-1602 (533 amino acids)
Biological process (GO): tRNA processing
Molecular function (GO): tRNA (uracil(54)-C5)-methyltransferase activity, S-adenosyl methionine-dependent
Source: RefSeq, a predicted model, not a curated record